AUGACAUUUUUUUGGAAGAGACAAAGAGCUAGUCGCUUAGCAGGCAAGAAGCUUCUUUCGAAGCAAAAUUCUCAGCUAGAACUCACCAUUCCGACACAUUUCAGGUGCCCGAUAUCUCUUGAUCUUAUGAAAGAUCCGGUGACUUUGUCGACAGGAAUCACUUACGAUCGUCAGAGCAUAGAGAAGUGGAUACAAGACGGGAAUCAAACGUGUCCGGUUACAAAUCAAAUCCUCACAAGUUUUGAUCAGAUACCAAAUCAUAUGAUCCGAAGAAUGAUUCAAGACUGGUGUGUGGAGAAUCGCGCUCAUGGCAUUGAAAGAAUACCAACUCCUCGAACCCCCUUAACCUCAUUCGAUAUAGUGGAGAUUUGUUCUAAAAUGAUGGGUGCAGCUUCCAAAGGCGAUGAAAAAAAGUUUCUUGAUUUGAUGGGAAAAGUACACGUUUGGGCUAAUGAAAGCGAACAUAACAAGAACCUCAUUAAAGAUAAUGGACUCGGUUAUGUGUUAGCGGCUUCAUUUGAGUCGUUUUCGAGUCUUUCUUAUGAAAAACAUGAAGAUCUUCUAAAGGAGAUUAUGUUUUUGUUAACGUGGAUGUUUCCUUUAGGGAUUGAAGGGAGAUCUAUGCUUGGAUCAACAGAAUCUUUACGUUGCAUGACAUGGUUUUUGUCAGGAGAUGACUUGUUGCUCAAGAAAAGUUGUGUUCUAACUCUAAAAGAACUUCUCUCCACCGAUCAAACCCAUGUGCAGACCUUAAUCAACAUCGACGGCCUUCUAGAAGCAUUGAUCAAACUUAUAACCACACCCGAUUGCCCUUCAGCCAAAAAAUCUUCUUUUGCAGUCAUAUAUUACAUACUUUCAACACCUGUUGCCCGCAGCAAAGUCUCAUCAAGAUUCAUCGAAUCGGGUGUGGUUGAAUCGAGCUUAGAAGCUCUUGUGGAAGCCGAUAAUAAGGGGUUGAGUGAAAUGGCGUUAGGCGUAUUAGACUGUCUCUCUGAUUCAAAAGAAGGGAGGGAAAGAGUGCAGAAACAUGCAUUAUCUGUUCCAUUGUUAGUAAAGAAGAUACUGAGAGUCUCUUCUUUAGCUACUGAUUUCUGUGUUUCAAUGCUGUGGAAGCUCAGCAACAAUGACGAUGGAGAUACGUUGGUGGAAGCUCUUCAUAUUGGAGCCUUUCAAAAGCUUUUGCUCAUGUUGCAGGUCAACUGCGGUGAAGAGACGAAGGUGAAAGCUACUGAGAUGCUGAAGUUGAUGAAUCAAUACAAAAAUAAAUUAGAUUGUUUUGAUUCUGCAAAUUACAAGUAUCUCAGGAAGUCGUACUGA
Molecule: messenger RNA, 1317 nt
Organism: Lactuca virosa
Lineage: Eukaryota; Viridiplantae; Streptophyta; Magnoliopsida; Asterales; Asteraceae
Source: the annotation of a GenBank genome assembly